Messenger RNA from Larimichthys crocea (large yellow croaker), 4342 nucleotides. It is a transcript of the gene bco2l, whose product is annotated as beta-carotene 15, 15-dioxygenase 2, like. Lineage: Eukaryota; Metazoa; Chordata; Actinopteri; Sciaenidae. Gene Ontology annotation, molecular function: carotenoid dioxygenase activity; beta-carotene 15,15'-dioxygenase activity. Gene Ontology annotation, cellular component: mitochondrion. The transcript is spliced from 12 exons. Bases 37 to 1701 code for a protein of 554 amino acids. Gene Ontology annotation, biological process: retinal metabolic process; carotene catabolic process. The record is from RefSeq and is a predicted model, not a curated record.
UCUGUUUGUCUCAUCAAAGCCACAGAACAACCAGCCAUGUCCAAGACCACAGAGCCACAGACACAAAGCGUGUCCAGCAGGCAGCGAUGUCCACAGGCCAGUGGACUGGAGAGCAUGGCGCCGCUGGUACGUUCUGUGGAGGAGACCCCUGAUCCAAUCCCCACCACCAUCAGGGGAACUGUUCCAACCUGGAUCAAUGGGAGCUUCCUGAGGAACGGUCCUGGGAAGUUUGAAUUCGGGAAAGACAGAUACACCCACUGGUUUGACGGCAUGGCCAUGAUGCACCGGUUCCACAUCUGUGAGGGCAAUGUCACCUACAGUAGCAGAUUCCUGAGAAGUGACUCAUAUGUCCGCAACUCAGAGAAGGACCGCAUCGUGGUGUCGGAGUUCGGGACUUUAGCCAUGCCCGAUCCCUGCAAGAACAUCUUUGCACGCUUCUUUUCACGCUUUCAGGUUCCUAAGGCCACAGAUAACGCCAGUGUGAACUUUGUCAAGUACAAAGGCGACUAUUAUGUCAGCACAGAAACUAACUACAUGAGACGAGUAGAUCCACAGACCCUGGAGACAAAGGAGAAGGUGGACUGGAGUCAAUACAUUGCUGUCAAUUCGGCUACAGCUCAUCCACACUAUGACCGUGAAGGGGCAUCGUACAAUAUGGGCAACUCCUACGGCAAAAGCGGUUUCUUCUACAACAUCAUCCGUGUGCCUCCUCCUGAGGACAAGGCAGCAACGGAGGACUCUGCAGACCUGAAUGGCGCUAAAGUGAUCUGCUCCAUCCGUGCAGCUGAAGCCAGAAGACCCUCCUAUUAUCACAGCUUUGUCAUGUCAGAGAACUACAUUGUGUUCAUCGAGCAGCCAAUCAAGCUGGACCUGCUGAAGUUCAUGCUGUACAGAAUCCAGGGAAAGAGUUUUCAUAAAGUCAUGACCUGGGAGCCGCAGUAUGGAACGGUCUUCCACUUGGUCGACAGGCACACCGGCAAGGAGAGUGAAGUGAGGUACCAUGCAGCACCCAUGUUCACACUGCAUCAGAUCAAUGCUUAUGAAGACAACGGGUUCUUGGUAAUGGACAUGUGCUGUGGCGACGAUGGUGAGGUCAUUGGAGACUUCACGCUUGAGAACCUCCGCAGAGAGUCAGGAGAGGAAAUGGACAAGUUUUACAACUCGCUGUGCAGAAACCUCCCAAGGAGAUACGUCCUACCCCUGACUGUGGAUGAACAAACACCUUUGGACCAAAAUCUUGUCACUCUGCAUAACUAUAAAGCCACAGCAAAGAAGACAAAGCCAGGGGAGGUCCUCUUGACCCAUGAGGAGCUUUACGAUGACGAGCUGCUUCAAUACGGUGGACUUGAGUUCCCUCAGAUCAACUAUGAGCAGUACAAUGGCAGACCUUACCGCUACUUCUACUCCUGUGGCUUUGGACACGUCUUUAGCGACUCCCUGCUCAAGAUGGAUGUACACACCAAGGAGCUUAAGGUGUGGCGUUAUCCCGGCUUGUACCCGUCUGAGCCUGUCUUUGUUGCUUCGCCCAAAGCUACUGAAGAAGAUGACGGAGUGGUCCUGUCAGUCAUCAUCACACCGAGACACGAGAAAAGUACUUUCCUUCUUGUUCUGGAUGCCAAGACAUUCACUGAACUGGGCAGAGCUGAGGUCCCUGUCAAUGUCCCAUACGGGACCCACGGUGUGUUUAACCAGAUGGGCUAGACGUGCCGCUGUUUGCAGCUCGGCGGUAAAUUGCUGAAAUUGAACCGGCAACCAGCCACAGAAGAGAAUAUCUCUGUUGAUGUCGUCGCCUGAAAAGUCCCUGAGCUGUAAAAGAAGAAGAAAAGAAAUAAGAACUGAAGAAAAAACCUCAAAAAUCUGCAGACUCAUGCUAUUUGUUUGUGCCUCUCUGAUAGAAAGAGGUACAUGUCCUCCCUGUGUGCUGCCACAACAGUCAGAAAGAUGGCGAUCUUUUGGAGACUAACAAGACAGAAAGCCCAGCAUGGCGUCAGCACGCUGAAGUUUGUCCUCUGUGUGUUCUUAUGUGCUCUUGUAAGAUAAUGUAUGAAACAGCCUUCAGACAAUGGCCAGAGCACCACGUGAAUUAUGCGUACUUGGAAGGACUAAUAAUUUAUGUGGAAACAUUAAAAAAAAAUCCAACUACAUGAAAGCCAAUACUCACAUUAAAAUAAAAUCCAUUUCCCCCUUUUUUUCCCUGUUUAAACCCAUAGUGUUUUUGCAUCAUCACGCCACUUGAAACGGUAUACUCCCAGUGCGAACAGAGCAGCACUUAGGAUACAUAAAAAUGCAUCAGAGGAAAUUCAAUUUCUGUCAAAGUAAUGUGAUAGAAAUGGACAACGUCUGAAAUGCCUGGAAAACAAAUGGAUCUAACUGGUCGAUAGCCUCCAGAGAGUCUAGCAGAGGUCACAUCACAAAUGCAGUGCUGUUUAUACGCUCAAAACAACCCAAAACAAAGUUGACAUACACAUAAACACUGACAUGUAGGACCUUGUGCGCGACCGAGCGCAGUUUGUCGCUCCAUUGUAUUAAACCACGCUGUGUGAAAACAAAGCACACAUGCCCCUACGCAGAAUGUGAAGCAGCCUACAGCAGCGCUUGUCACUCCACCGACUUCACGAUUGACUUCGCUGAUGCUUCCUUCAUCGGUUAUUUUCCCUCUCACAUUGAUCUGAACUGAUUGAUUUGAACUGACUCCGGGCUCUGCACCUGAUACAGGCAUUAUGGCUGCGUGAAAGCCAAGAGGUUUCAAAUAUUGUGACCCACAUAUAUAUUUCUUUUUUUCCUUUUUUAAUAUUUCAAAAUUGACUUCCAGUCAUGAGUUACACUUACAGAAGUUUUAAUGAUAUUUUGCAACAGCAAGCUCUAACCUUCGGUAAUUUAUGACUGUACAGUACACACAGGCAGAGGUUUCAUCUUUAGCUUUUCUUAUUACACUGAACUGAAUAAAACCGGAGGGAACAGAGCAAUAGUGUACUGUUUAAAUUAAUCUAAUACUGGGAAUUAACAACACUUAUGUUUUUUUGCAUGUUAUCUACUCAACUCGAGCUGCGUCUCCUAAUAAGCAUGCUGUACAGGUCUCCCAAGAUACACGUUAAUUCGCCCAUAAUUCCUAAUCUAAUCAGUCAUGCUUAACCUCUGUGUGUGCUCGGCUGUGUGUGUCUGUGUGUGUGUAUCUGUGCACAUACUGUAUUUUCAGGUUCAUUAGUACUCUCUCAAACGAGCGUGACCAGCAGAGAGAGAUACAGCGACCUUUGGCCUCAGAUAAUCCAAAAGCUAAAUUUUGUGUUUGCAUAGCAAACCCUUAUCAAUGUUGCCCUUUUAAAUUUAAUGUAUUAUUGGAUGACAUGCCAAACAAAAGGAUCAAUGGUUCAUUCAAGGUGUUUUCCUAGAUAAUUAACACUUUGAUGGCUUAAUGUGUCAGACUCGCCUGGCUUGAGUUUGAAUGAUUGAACACUGUACACACAAAUAAACUUGCAUACACAACAUUUGUAUGCAAGCGUGUCUGUCCUGCUUUCAAGGUGACAGUUACAGACUCUCUAAGCUCUUAUUUGACCCAUGAGAGUAGCAUGAGCUCACUCACAAACCCCGUCCUGCUGUCUCACUAAGCACAAGUUAUUGCACGGAGUCUUAACUCUGACUGUUAUCUGUAUCGUUAUUUCAUAUCCCAUGAAUUCAUAAUGAUAUCAUCUAUAUUCACCAUAUUAGGCACACUUCUCAGAGGCACAGUCUGAUUUCCCUCAAUAGUGGGAACAAUGUCUUCUAUAUCCAGAUUUGUCAUUCCCUAUCUUCACAGUCUUGUGGGAGCGUGGUUAUCUGACAUACAGAUUAUGUGCAUCUGCAUGCGCGCGCGUGUCUGCAAGCGCUUCCUCCAGUGCAAAUAACUAUAUGAUUAUUUAUAAAAGUGUGCAUGCAUAUGUGUGUGUGUGUGUGUGUGUGUUUCUCUGUGGGCUCCCUCUCUAAUUGUACAUGAGGGAAAAAAAUAAAAAAACUGGGGAUGCUUUAUGAAGUCAGAAUGGAGCAAUUACAUACCCAUGGAGGGGGUGAAUCGUGCAAUGUCAACAAGAAUUAACUGCCACCACGGACGUGACAGGCUGGCUCAAGAAAAAAAAAAAAUGUGAGGACAGGAUUUAUCCAUAUUGCACUAUCAUGGAUGGAAAUGCCUGAAUAAGAACCCACAAUACAGAUUUAGUUGUUUUUAUUCACUGUAUUCGCAGCUAAUGUUUCUGUCUUCGCUUCUUUUUUUUUCGUCUUAUUAGAAAUGUAUUUUGCCUCCUGAGCCUACUGCUCAAGCAACUGUGAACUUUAGACAGUUUAUGCAGCUGCUCCUUAGUGAAAAAUUACU